AAAAGAAAGUGGGAAAGAUGGCAUUGACCAGAAACUCCAUCGUCGUCUUCAAUCUUUGUAAAGCCUUCCCCACUCCCUCCUCCAUCUUUAUCUGCCGCCAUGUCUGGAAGGGAGGAGAUGUUGUGACGGAAGACAAUGAAAGCAAGGGUGAAAUAGGGGAAGAAGGAUGGUAUAGUGAAGCGUCAAAAAUGGGUGAGAAGAAGAAGGAGACGAAGGAGAAAGCGACGGAGACGGCGCAGGAGACGUGGCGGGCCAUCGAGGAGGUUGCCGGAGAGAUGAAGCAGAGAGUGGUUGCUAAUAUGGAUUCCAAUAAGGAGACUGAUAUUAAAGACGAAAUGGCUCUUCAUAAAGAAGAAGAAGAAGAAGAAGAAGAAUGGCGCACCAAAAACUCAGUCAAGGAGUUAUGAGUGGUAGAUUGUGAGUGAAAAACUAAAUUGUUUACUGCAUAGUUACCCUGCACUGAAAAUAAAAUUAUUAACAAUUUCAGUUAUAAAUUUGUUUGUAAUUCAGUAUAGAAUUUCCAUUAUAAAACGGCUCCAAAUUGUACCUUGUUUUCA
Molecule: messenger RNA, 557 nt
Organism: Ipomoea triloba (trilobed morning glory)
Lineage: Eukaryota; Viridiplantae; Streptophyta; Magnoliopsida; Solanales; Convolvulaceae
Exons: 2
Coding region: 18-407 (129 amino acids)
Source: RefSeq, a predicted model, not a curated record